Molecule: messenger RNA, 1518 nt
Organism: Theobroma umbraticum
Lineage: Eukaryota; Viridiplantae; Streptophyta; Magnoliopsida; Malvales; Malvaceae
Gene: CYP718
Product: cytochrome P450, family 718
Biological process (GO): sterol metabolic process
Molecular function (GO): heme binding; monooxygenase activity; iron ion binding
Source: RefSeq, a predicted model, not a curated record
ACUAUUUAUAUCCAGCACAAAUCAACGCAACUUCACCUGCUAAGGAGCUAUAGAUUCCUGCUUCACAGUCUAUUUUCUUCGCACACACCAAUAAGAAACAAAAAACAAAUGGCUUUCGAGAUCAGCAAUGUUCUUUCAUGGAUUGUCUUUUGCCUAGCUGCAAUGGUCUCCACCGUUUUCUUAAAACGCAAGAAAAGCUGUUACAGAAUAAAGGGAAAACUCCCUCCAGGGCAGAUGGGACUUCCUUUGAUUGGUGAAACAAUGGCGUUCUACAAAGCUCAACGUAACAUUUGGUUGUUUGAGGAGUUUGUUGAACCCCGGAUUGCAAAGUACGGAAAAAUCUUCAAAACAAGCCUUAUGGGAUCACCUACUGUCGUUGUAAAUGGAGCUGAAGCCAAUCGGUUCAUCCUGUCAAAUGAAUUCAAGUUGGUGAUAAGCUCAUGGCCUUCAUCCUCAGUUCAGCUCAUGGGCAGAAAUUCUAUCAUGGAAAAACAAGGGGAUCAGCACCGUUGCCUUCGCGGACUGGUAGCAUCUUGUCUCAACUGUGCAGGACUAGAGGCUUUAGUGCCAAAAAUAUGCAACACAGUUCAACUUCACCUUGACAAAAAUUGGUAUGGUAAAGAUAAUGUCAGCCUUUAUUGUUCAACAAAACUUUUGACCUUUACCAUAGUCUUUGAGUGCUUGUUAGGGAUCAACGUUGAGCCACAGAUGUUAGGUACCUUUGAGAGAGUUGUAGAAGGUGUUUUCGCUCCACCUGUCAACUUCCCUGGCUCUAAAUUUUCAAGAGCGAAGAAAGCAAGGCUAGAGAUAGCAAAGAUAUUGGCGGAAGUAGUGGCCGAAAUGAGAAAAGAAAUGGAAAGCAGCUUGCAAGGAGAAGGAAAAAGAGGAGUGCUACUAUCGCUAUUGGUGGCUGCAAUGAUUCGAGAUAUUACAGAGGAAGAGGUCAUCGAUAACGUAGUUUUGCUCGUCGCCAUUGCCAUGGCAUUUAAAAUGUUGGCUCAACAUCCAGAGUGCUAUUCUCUCCUCCUCCAAGAACAUGCUAAUAUAAUAAACAAUAAAAGGCCAGGUGAGAAUCUGACGUUAGAAGACGUGAAGAAAAUGGAGUAUACCUGGCAAGCUGCUCGAGAAAGCAUGCCGCUAUUCCCUCCCAUCUUUGGCUCUUUCAGGAAAGCAGUUGCUGACUUUGAAUAUCAAGGAUUCACCAUUCCCAAAGGAUGGAAGGUGCUACGGACAGCGUAUGGAACACAUUACAGUGGGGAGUAUUUCCAAGAUCCUCAACGUUUUGAUCCGAGCAGAUUUGAGGAAUUUGUUCCACCCUACGUUUUUCUUCCCUUUGGAGGAGGACCAAGAGUCUGUGCAGGCUAUCAGCUUGCCAAGUUGAAUAUCCUCAUCUUCGUGCAUUAUGUUCUUACUCGUUACAACUGGUCAUUGAUCUAUCCCAAUGAGUCAGUCACCAUGGCUCCCCACCCAUUUCCCUCUCAGGGAAUGCCUGUCAAGAUUUCUCCUAAGUUAGUGUAA